Molecule: messenger RNA, 2998 nt
Organism: Nycticebus coucang (slow loris)
Lineage: Eukaryota; Metazoa; Chordata; Mammalia; Primates; Lorisidae
Gene: CLN6
Product: CLN6 transmembrane ER protein
Exons: 7
Coding region: 143-1081 (312 amino acids)
Source: RefSeq, a predicted model, not a curated record
CUCCAGACCCGGCCCAGAGCUCUCCUGCCUGCUCGCCCCGGCCCGCCCGUGCGCUCGGUUUUUGCAGUCGCCUCCGCCAGAGAAGCUGUGCCGCACUAUUCCCCAGGAAGGCAGGGCCCAGGGGCAGGCCAGCGGGGCAGCCAUGGAAGCGGCGGCGCGGAAGCGGCAGCACCCGGGAGCGGCGGGCGGUCCGGGCGCACAGCCGGGCGCCUCCUUCCUGCAGGCCAGGCACAGCUCCAUCAAGGCUGAGGAGGCCACCUGCACGGCGCCCUUCCACCUCGACCUCUGGUUCUACUUCACGCUGCAAAACUGGGUUCUGGACUUUGGCCGUCCCAUUGCCAUGCUGGUGUUCCCUCUUGAAUGGUUUCCACUCAACAAGCCCAGCGUGGGGGACUACUUCCACAUGGCCUACAACGUCAUCACACCCUUUCUCCUGCUCAAGCUCAUCGAGCGGUCCCCACGCACCCUGCCACGCUCCAUCACCUACAUCAGCAUCAUCACCUUCAUCAUGGGCGCCAGCAUCCACCUGGUUGGUGACUCCGUCAACCACCGCCUGCUCUUCAGUGGCUACCAGCACCACCUGUCUGUCCGGGAGAACCCCAUCAUCAAGAAUCUCAAGCCUGAGACCCUGAUCGAUUCCUUUGAGCUGCUCUACUACUAUGACGAGUACCUGGGCCACUCCAUGUGGUACAUCCCCUUCUUCCUCAUCCUCUUCAUGUACUUCAGCGGCUGUUUCACUGCCUCUAAAGCAGAGAGCUUGAUGCCAGGGCCUGCCCUGCUCCUCGUGAUGCCCAGUGGCCUGUACUACUGGUACCUGGUCACGGAGGGCCAGAUCUUCAUCCUCUUCAUCUUCACCUUCUUUGCCAUGCUGGCUCUCGUCCUGCACCAGAAGCGCAAGCGCCUCUUCCUGGACAGCAACGGCCUCUUCCUCUUCUCCUCCUUCACCGUCACCCUCUUGCUUGUGGUGCUCUGGGUGGCCUGGCUGUGGAAUGACCCUGUACUCAGGAAGAAGUACCCAGGUGUCAUCUAUGUUCCUGAGCCCUGGGCUUUCUACACCCUCCAUGUCAGCAGUCAUCAUUGAGUCCCUGGCACCAGCCUCCGGAGCUCUGCUGGGAAAGGGGCCAUGGAGGUGUGAGCACAGGGUGUGUGCUGGUGUGCACGUAGGUGAGUGCAGGUUCAGCCAGUGCUGAGAACACGGCUUGAGUACGCCUCCUGCCCGUAGACUGGUGUGUAUGCGAGCAUGUGGCUGUUUUGUGUGUGUGUGUGUGCAGAGUCUCGUGUUGUAAGACUUGACUAUUCUGGUUAAGUUUCUGUUUGGUUUGGAUCUUUUUAGGAUCAGAUUUCGUUUUAGGGAGGAUGUUUAGGCCAGGAUCCACACCCUGGCCCUCCUCUGCACCUGAUGAUGUUGGAGACCCCUGCUUAGGGCUGGUCUCUUCUUCCUGGGCAGGAAAGGCCUGGGUGGGACAGAAGCUGGGAGGGAACUCGAUGUGUCACCCACCACUGCCCGGCUCACCCGCAGGCCUCCACCUGACCCUGGCUGCUAGGUUACCAGAGUCAUCAACUUUCUGUGCACUGUCGCACAGUGCACUCACUUCCCUCUCUGGGCCUCAUGUGCACUGGAUGGGCCCAAAGUGAGUCAGCGGGCUGCACACCCCCUCAAGGCAGCCUGGGGAUGGACAAGGGGGCUCUGUCCUUUCGCUGCCCCCUCCCAGGCUGGGAUGGUAUGUGCACCCCAGAUUCACCACUCUAACUGCACCAGGCUGAGCUUGGGGUCUAGCAAUGCUGGCUCUCCAGCCCUCUGCCUCUCCCUCCACUGGAGGCUCUGUCUCCCUGCUCCCCCUCCAGAAUUGUGGUACCCACGUGUCAGCCUGACCACAGGUGUUUGACCUGCCCCUAAAGGCAGAGUUCUCAAACACUUGCCCUGCACCCUGUGCCCCAUGAGAGGGGUCAGGGGACAUGAGGCCCUCUGUGGUCAGCCUCCCUCAGCCUGAAUCCUCCCCAGAAAAGGGAGGCCUCGCUCAGCACACUGGGCCUCCCAGCCCGCCCACCUUUUCCCAGCCAUUGGGUCCAGAUCCCCUCAUAGGGAAAGGCUGCACUGGCCCAUGUGCACUUGUGGGUCUCAGAGAUCUGCCUUGCCUGACCCAGGUCCUGCCUCCUCUCCUGGGCUCUCAGGGAGCCCCAUACCUCGGAUUCUCCUUUUUAUGUUGGGGUAUCCCCACUCCCUCCUUAGGAGUCCCCCAGCUCUUGGUUCAGUCCCCAUCACUGGCAGCAUGGGACAGGUGGUGAGGUGAGAAUAAAAGCUGGUAUGGGGCCAAGCCUGGCUGGCAGCUGUUUCUUGCCUGGGUGUGCGUCGGGAGGCAAGAGGAAGUGGCAGAGAGGCUACACGGGGCCCCAGGCUGCAGCCAGAGGCCUCCUAGCAGCAGCCCUGGUCCUGCUAAGAGCAGGUGCUCGCACUGGCCUCCGUGCCACAGGUUCCUAAGGGUGAGGGCAAGAUGGUCCUGGUCCUCUGGUCGGUCCCAGCUCUUUCCAAAGGAGUCUGGGGUCAUGGGGGCGAGGGCAUCUCCAGACCUUUCCCAUCUGGCUGGACCUCCCAACUGCGCAGCCUGUUUCAGAGCCUGAAGCAGAGGCUGCCCUUUGGGGGAAAGUGGGAGGCGGGUUGGUAGGAGGUUGGCACUUAACCUUAGGCAGGUCACCUGACCUCUUGGGGCUUUAGCUCUUGGUAUGCAAAGGUCUCAGCCUCACAACACAACUACCAGAGACUUACAGGGGCUUGUGUCAUCAGACAACACAGAGGAAAGGCAGUGUGGGAUGGGAAAUGGUCCCAACCAGGUGUCCUGUCCCCCCGCCUGACCAGCAAACUCACUUGCUUCCAUCCCCACAUCAAGGAUACUGUUCUUGCAAACACUGGUUCCAGAAGUGUUCUCUACAGAAGGACUUAAUUUCCUACGCAGGAGUCUGAUGGUAUGGGGUUUGAAGCUUAUACAAUUUAAGGAGCCCU